Molecule: messenger RNA, 267 nt
Organism: Austrofundulus limnaeus
Lineage: Eukaryota; Metazoa; Chordata; Actinopteri; Cyprinodontiformes; Rivulidae
Product: intraflagellar transport protein 57 homolog
Biological process (GO): intraciliary transport; non-motile cilium assembly
Cellular component (GO): intraciliary transport particle B; Golgi apparatus; cilium
Source: RefSeq, a predicted model, not a curated record
GACUGGAGGGUCCAUCUGGACCAGAUGCAUCAGCACCGAGACGGGAUCAAGACGUCCCUCACCGAGACCAAGGGACACCUGGACAAGCUGCAGGACGACAUUGGCAGGACCCUGGAGAAGGUGGGCAGCAGAGAGAAAUACAUCAACAACCAGCUGGAGCUCCUGAUCCAGGAGUACCGCGGCGCUCAGGCCAAGCUCAGCGAGGCUAAAGAACGCUACCAGCAGGUGAACGGAGGAGUGAUGGAGAGAACCAGAGUCCUGGCUGAG